GCUUUUCCCUGCCCCACAGUCACUGCUUCCAGUGCUUGUCACUAGUGAGCGUGUGGCUCUCAAAAUAUUCAUUCUUUGCAAACAUUAAUCGGGUCAUUCCCUUAUCAGGCCAUAAAAGUUGGUCAUACAAAAUUAUUAUGACAAGAGCCAGGCUGCUUACAAGUAUUAUGGCCAACUUUUUUUGUGUACUUAUUUACUUACUUUACAAUGACAUGGUGAGUGUUUAAGUAAAAAUCUACGCAUAUCUUCAGAUCCUCUCAGUUUCUCAUUAGUUAAAAACCCACUCAUUAGGAAGAGCAAAUUCCCCAGACAAACACAUCAGCUGUUGUAAUUUGUUCCACCAAAGUUUACUGCUGUUCACUGGUUUCACAGAGGUGAAGAGGAAAGCAGAAUAAACUGAACAUCAGACCACACUUCCAGAAGGGAAAGGCUGUAAAAAGUCUUUCUGAACAUUUGAAAUUAGACAUUUUUUCCAAGAUCAGUUUUUGUGGCUUCCUCUUUUUGCAAAGAGUAUAACAUUAAAAAAAGGGAAUUGAGCCUGAAGAUAUCCCUUUGUCAUCCUAUCUGUCAGACAUUGGAAAGUUUAUCUCUAAUUUUUGUAUUCAAGGAUACACCACAACAAUUGCCCAGUAAACAACACACCAUGGAUCUUUGGAUCAGGUGGCUGGCAGUCACUGUGCUGCUUACAAUGGGUGAUGAGCAGCUGCCAAAGCAGGCACAGGCUCCCCUGCUUCUGCACAAGCCCUUUGUGGUGGUUUGGAAUGCGCCCACUGAGCAAUGCCGGCUGCGGUACAAGGUGGACCUGGAUCUCAGCAUCUUUGACAUCGCAUCAAACACCAACGAGACUCUGAGUGGAUCCAAUGUGACAAUCUUCUAUCACACUCAUUUGGGAUAUUACCCCUACUACUCAGAUAACGGCGACCCUGUGAAUGGAGGAGUGCCUCAAAAUGAAAGUCUUAUCAAGCACCUUAAUAAAGCAAAGUCUGACAUUGACUAUUGCAUACCCAUGAAGAAAUUUCAUGGACUUGCAGUCAUUGAUUGGGAAAACUGGAGACCCCAGUGGGAUAGGAACUGGGGCAAUAAAAGCAUUUAUAGAAAUAAAUCUCUUGAGAUGGUUAGGCAACGGCAUCCACAGUGGUCAGAGGACAAAAUUAGGAAAGUAGCUAAAGAGGAAUUUGAAAAUGCAGGCAAGAGUUUUAUGAACAACACUAUCCUUCUGGCUGAACACAUGAGGCCAAAUGGUUUGUGGGGUUACUAUCUUUACCCGGACUGCUACAAUUAUGAUUACAAAGAGCACUGGCAAACAUACACAGGAAAAUGCCCAGCCAUUGAAUCUUCUCGCAAUGAUCUCCUUCUUUGGCUUUGGAAGGAAAGUACUGCUCUCUACCCUUCAAUAUAUCUGGAUUAUAUACUGAAGUCAAGUCCAAAUGCACAGAAAUUUGUUCACUAUCGGGUUAAAGAGGCAAUACGUGUUGCCUCAAUUGCUAGAAAAGACUAUGUUUUGCCUGUUUUUGUUUACUCCAGACCAUUUUAUGCCUAUACUUUUCACGUUUUAACAGAGAUUGAUCUGGUUAAUACCAUUGGUGAAAGCGCAGCUUUAGGAGCAGCUGGAGUUGUUCUCUGGGGCAGCAUGCAAUAUGCCAGCUCAAAGGAGAGCUGUUCCACUGUGAAGCAGUACAUUGAUGGACCCUUAGGACAUUAUGUCAUUAAUGUGACCUCAGCAGCCAAACUCUGUAGCAAAGUCCUGUGUAAGAAGAAUGGAAGAUGCAUACGCAAAAACAGCGACUCCUCUGCGUACCUACAUCUGCCACCCAGCGAUUUCAAGAUUCGAGCCCGUCGCUCAGGGAGGGGCCCACGAUUGCAGGUGACUGGUGAACUCAGCCUGGAGAACAUAGAAGCCAUGAGGCAGAGGUUCAUGUGUCAGUGUUAUCAAGGAUGGACGGGAAUAUUUUGUGAAUUGCCUGACCAAAGUGUAAUGGAGCACUGUGUUCACACUGUGUUCAGCAGAUCAAGAAAACAGAAGCUUUAUGUCUUCCUCUUAGGAGCCAUGCAGAUUUUUCUCCUUUAUACUGCAUACUAAACUCUUCUGGGGCAGUGCAAAGAAAUCAGAAAUGGUGCCACUUGGACUUACAUUUUUUUUAGCAAGUCUUUAUUACAAAGAGGAAAGAUGUUGUUUGAAUAGAUUUAGUCAGUCUUGUUCAUAUCCCAGUUCUUCUGAAAGAGCUUCAGGCAUUAAACAUUUUUUUUAGUAGCCCCUUCUUUUUGAUCAGUUCAUUUACUUACGUUUUAAGCAGAUAAACCUUUUGUUGCUACAGUGGAAAUUUUACCUGAGUAAAACUGUUGAAUAACAUGGUACCAGGAUUCAUCCAUGUAGAAACUUAAAAAAGGACCCAGAACCUCUUUGCUCUGGGGUUGAAUGAUUUAAUAUAGUUUGAUGAGGAAGAGUUUUCAUGUAGACCAAGGAGCCCAAACCAUUCUCUGCAGCUCUUGCUGAAGUCAAACGGCAUUUUGCAUGAGCAGCAUCACAGUGCUCAGACUCACAUCCAUCACAACUCACUGCUCCCAAUAUUUCUGCGCAGAAUGUGUAUUUUGGUGUUUUAAGGCCUGAUUUGCAUCUUGUUACUUUGAGAAAUAUCUAUAUUUCCGGUGGUAGUUUUGUGCCAUCAGUUACAAAGGUACUGUUUGACUGAAAAUCUCUGCAAUUAACAGUCAUUGGGUCAAAUGCUCAUUUCCCAUAGCACCUGACAGCUAGCAGAACAUACACACGUUUAGGUCAGAGGUUGCUGAGCAUGGAGAGAUGCUGGCACACUGCAGCAUUCCUGCAAAGGCAGACCUUUCCUCUGAGCCCUUGGGAAACAGGCAGCCUCACACCUUCUCUGCCUUGCUGCUUAGUGUCACUGCUCCCCUGGUGCUGCUUCCUGCUCUGCUGUUGAUAUGGGCCUUAGAGAUAGCUAUAGUGUUUGGGUCGCUCUGUAAUGACUUGUGCUAAGAAGCUGCAGGAGGCGUGUGCCACAGAGCUUUCCAUUUUCAGCAAGUGCAAUGGAUAACAGAAAAAUGAAGGUAAAAUCUUCCUUGUUUUUGUGUGAGAGAAGAUGGAUUAAAGUUUAGAAGAAAAAAAGCUAGGAUUCAUUUUACCCCCUUAAGCCAACCGGGUGAAUAUGCUUUAUGGUCACCUGUAAGAGCUUUUCAUUUUGGUAUACUAUCUCUUUUCUAUGUAUGGAAAUGCAAAAAACAUCAACCUUUGAAUUACAGAGCUUAAAUGAUCAGUAGGAAAGCCAUAUAACAAGAAAGAAAUAGAGCUACUUCAGCUGGGUAUUAUACCCUACAAAAUGUGGCUGCAUGUUCUGAGCAACUAAAGAAAAGGUUGGGAUUCAUUUUGUUCUACUCUAUUCUGAUGGGCUGAUGAGUGGGGCCGCAGUCUCAGUGUGACAUCAAUAUCAGCCAUAGAUGCCACUGACAUCUUCCCAUUCCCAACCUUUUCUUUCCCUUUCAUGUUUGUAUCAUUGUGUGUUCUCCCCUUACUUCUGUUUGGGUACCUUCAGUGGUCUGGGAUGGGAAGACAUCCAUCUCAAAAACCAAAAAAGAUAGAUAGCCCCACAGUGCAUGUUUUCAAAGCUGGGUUAAUUCCUCAAUCUGACUCACAUCAUGACUGAGCCCAGGAUAAGGAAGUAGGCAAAACCCAUAGGGAAGUGGUAGUAAUGCUGCAAAUAGAGUUGUGCUACUUAAGACAAUAUACCAUGAGUAAUUACCCUUGGUAGGAAGGCGGCAGCAUCAGUUGUGGUUCACCCAGCCCAUCUUGUGGAGGUCCACAUCACACUGUCAGCUCCUGGAGCAGCUCAGGAGCUCUGUGUGGGACAUGGGGUAGCACACGGCCCAAGGAAGGUGCACUGAGCAGCUGGGGCACCCGCUGGGCUCGUGGAACAGAGAGCUCCCCAUGCCAGCCCAGAUGUUGGUGCCUCACCAAAUCCCAAAGUCAGUGCAUGAACCUCACCUGGAACAGGGAAAUUCAGAGAAUGUGAAUGUUACAUUGAAUAAUAUUAAUAAUUUUAAUCAAAAUUUAUACUUUCUAAAGUCUCAUUUUGCCAGAGUCUUUAAGAUGAAAACAGAAGAGAAAUUCUUGCUGGCUGAAUGUAAUCAUCCCAGCAUUUCUGUGUUUCAAUGGCUUUCUCCAAAUGCAACACUCUCCUGAACUCAGUGGAUCUGUAAAAACGGGAAGGAUAAUGCUAGAGGAAAAAACAUUAGAGGCCCUCACAGACAAAACUAACAGAAUGAAAUCUCAGCUUUGGACAGCUGUGCCUGAAUAAAUGUGUACAUAUAUAUUUUUUUCUGUGUUAAAAUCAUGGAAUCAUAGAAUCAUAGAAUGGUUUGGACUGGAAGGGACCUUUAAGAUCAUGUAGUUCCAACCCCCUGCUAUAGGCAGGGACACCUUCCUCUAGACCAGGCUGCUCACAGCGCCAUCCAGCCUGGACUUGAAUGCUUCCAGGAAGGGAUCAUCCACAGUCUCACUGGGCAACCUGUUCCAGUGUCUCACCACCCUCACAGUAAAGCAUUUCUUCCUAAUAUGUAGACUAAAUCUACUCUCAAGAGGAUAAUGAACUCUGUUUCCCCUCCAGCACCCGCAGCUUCACGUACUCCUUCUUAAAACAAAGUUAAAAAAGCAAAAAAAAAAAAAAAAGACUUAAAAAUUGCUUCAGUUCGGCACCGGAGGCAGUUGGUGUGAGCAGUGAACUAAAAUUGCACAUCAUGUGCAAUAAGAAAAUGUAUGAAAAGAUUUUGCCAAAGAAACUUUGCUGCACUUACGGCACUGUGGCAGGCACAACUCCUCCUGUGUUUACGUAUCAGGAAAAGUAAUUUCCCGUCAAUCUGUGCCAGACACAGGGUGGGAGUAUUUGCAAACACAGGUUACUCUAAAAAUAAGUUGGAAGUGAUGUAGUUUUGUACUCUUCGAAGAAUGAUACAGCCCGGGAACCGUACAGCUUCGCAGAGAUGAAAAUCCCGUCUUAAAAAAUAAUCAGAGCAAAACAAUGUCACACACUGCUUAAUGAGCUUAAAACCACGAGCUUGUCCUCGCUCAGCAGUGGCACCGCACGUUCUCCACAUACCACUGCAUGCAACAAUAAGGGGCAUUUGGAGGUCAAAUUAGGAAAGGGGGGACUUUUUGGUAGCUUCAGAAAGUCAGUGUGUGUUUGGGAUUUAACUCUGCUGCUUUUAAUAGCUGCAGCACACCUGUAUAUGCCCUGUUAGGGUCGCCAGAAGAGUUCCAACGCAGCAUUUCUACAAUUCAGUGAAUUUACCUUUUAACAGGUAAUAAGGAAGCAAGGGGGUAUGUGUGUGUUAGUAUACACAUGUGUGCAUGUACGAAUGAACAUCUGUGUGUGCAUGCUGUGACACGUGUCUGUCCGUGUCUGUACAUCUGAGUUUGCCCCAGAAGGAGCAGAGCAGUGAGGAGAGGCACAAGGCUUUGUGUGUUCUGUCUCGUGGGAAGGAGCUGUAGGCCGUUGCAUAACCUUAUAGCUUGGCACGUAUGGCCCCGCUGAGGUGCAGAUUAUGUCCAUUAUGUAACCGCGUUUAUACAGGAAGCUGACAGCAUCUAAAAAGCUAAAAAUAAGCAGACUUCUGUAAUUUCAAGGGACAAUAUCUUAAACUUCUCUCAAACAACAGAAACGGUCUUUUUAGACCUUUAGUUUUGGCCUAGGAUGAUAUUUUAUCACACUGGCAGCCUGUUUUCUCUGAGAGAGGCAGAGCUCCUUUCCCAUUUUUCCAUUACAGCAUAGAUUCUUCUGGUUUUUAUUUAAGGCACUGUCUUCUGUCUGUGAGAAGCAAAGCAGCCCGGAGUAUUGGUUCUGCUUUUUCUCCUCAGACAGCCAAGCAGUCUGACAUUUUUGGCCAGCUUGUGGAAAAAUGACAUUUGUUUGCACGAUAGUAAUAAACAUCCCAGUAGAUUAGGCAGCAGAUUAUCCAGAGCGUUUUUUUGCACUGCUUGUUCAAAUGCUGGGCUCUGAGACAGAAAAAAAAAAACCCGUUUUCUUUAGUCCUUAAUGAAGUUGCUUCUUACUUUGUCCAUGGGUUCAUUUGCCCAAUAUUUCCCUCAGAUAGGAGAGCAUUAUGCUAUGGAAACCCUAUGGAACCAAUAUGUCAGUCCCUGACUGCAGUAGGGGCAGUGCUGUACAAGGAGGGCAGCUCAUUUUCCCAUGCUGAUAUUUGCCUUCCAUUUCUGUUUCUAAUCUGUUCUCCCCUCCCCCCAUCCCCUCACCUUAUAUAGUUGCGUAUAUCUCACCACGUAGAGUGAAAGUGAACUGAAAAAUAUUUAUGGAUGCUGGGGGAGUCCAGCAUUUCUUUUCUGCCCAGGGUUCCUGCAGGACACGGUAGAACAGUUAACUCUGACCUUCCUCCUGCCUCUCAUCACCCUCAUCAGGCUGCAGUGGGAGCCAGGUACAAGCUGUCUGUAGUAUGGAGGCAGAGCCAGCAUGUGCCACCUUGCUUCUCUGUCACAUGUAUCUCCAGACUUGGUGGAACUGAGCAAUACACAAAGGUCCCACAAAGUCAUUGAGCCAGCGAUGAUGGCCACAUUGGGUUUAAUUUGUACAGGCAUAAACUGAAGGCCUGUGAAAGCUUUACAAACAAGUACUCUUCUUAAGUCUCUGCACUGAACUUUGUUUUGUGGAAUUUAGACAAAUAACAGUUGUUUUUAACCUAGAAGGAGGGAGAAAUAAGUCAAACUCUUCCUGGGCCCCUGUAGCAAUUCAGGCACUGGUGUAUCUCGGUCUGGAAGGAACUUACAUGUUGCUGCAUUCAUACCUCAGCAGCAAUACUCAGCUUUGAGUGCACUUGGUUCAAAUCCUGAUAAUAAAUUGACCUGAUUGCAGUGAAGGUGCUAACCGGAGUGGUCAUUACCCUGCUUUUGAUUGUAAGUACUCAAUCUGUGAUUUUCCAGAAUGCAAUCUCCUAUUUAUCUUGUUGUGCUCCUACAGGGACAUAACCCCAUCUGAUUUAAGAUGGUGUAUGAUCAUUGAUUUGCAGUAGCUGAAAAUCAGACAUGAAAUAUUCAUGCAUGCUUUGUUCAUCGUCAGAUUUUUCCUUUCAGGCUGGCACUGGUCCAUUUGUUCCUAGCACCCACCAGCUGCUACAGGGAUGGUCUGCAGUAAUUCCUUAAAAUAGCAAAUAUCUUAAAAUACUCUAAAAAACAGCAAGUCAUAUGGCUGCAGAUGAUGGAUAGGCUGCACUGGGGCAUCACUACAGAGUGAGGCUCAUUAGGUUUGUUCUAAGUCCCCUGUUCGAAUCCAACCCUGACACGAGGCUUACCAAGGUUUACAUGACUCCCGUCUUAAAAUAAUUGCAAUAAUCCCUUGCACUGGCAACACUGAAUUGUUGUGUUUCCUCCAACAAUAACAUUUAGUUCUAAUGAAAUACUCAGCUGGGGGGGUUGGGAAUGAAUCAAAUGCCUUUUUAAAUUCUUGCUGUUGCAUUACAGUUAUUCUGUAGGAGUGGGAAGAAAGGAAUGUCGCCUGAGCCCGCGGGCGCUGGGUGCAAGUUGGAAUCACUUCUGUGUGUGGGGGUGUUCUGCACAGUCCAGGGGUCUGAUCUUACCCCAGUGUAAAUGUAAAGAAACUCUGCUGGGGCUUGCAGGAAACCUGGUGGGAGGAAAAGUAGCUCCCUCCCGUUGUGCAGGGUAACCUUUUGUUUUAUUUCUGUGAGAAUGAUCAGAACAUCAAGCACUGUUUGUUUUUUGUCUUUCAGUUAUGACUUACCUUACAAUUGAAUUAGGAAAAUAGACUGAGAGGAAAACUAUUUCAUAAUAGAACCAGUUCAAGUUAGCACUCAUCUAUUGGUGUUUGCUAUUAGUGUUAGAAACAGGAAAAAGAGGAUGACGGCAUGCCAAGAAGACCACAUCUGUUCCAUAAAUGAGCAGUGUUGCAGGAAACCUGGGCGUUCCAGGAGUUAGAGUUUAAGCUCUCUUCUGACCACAGUCUUCACAUCUAGAGGCUGAUGUAUCCUCAAAGAAUGUGAAAGUCCUUUGCUUUGCACAUGGUAUAAUCUUUAUAAUAUUCUAAUGCACUAUCAUAUGAAGACGAUGUGAUAGAAAUGCAGACCACACAGGCUAUUCUAGGAUUCAGGCCAUUAUAUUUAUUUUAUAACAUCAGCAUCCAAAAUAUAGCUGAGUGCAAAGGCUACCCUCUUUGGCAAAGGGAGGUACUGAAAACCUUUAGACUUGAAGCAGAGGGAAGCUUAGCCAGGCUGGACCCAGGCCAGAAAAGCCUUUUGAUUAUUUCAGUAUAUGUCAGAAAUGAAUCCAGUUACUGGCAUCACAGAGCUAAGCAUAAAGACUGAUGAUAUGGAUGUUUCAGAGUGCCAUUAAAUCAAACCAUCAAACCAGCUGCCUCUUUGCUAGGGCUAUGAGCCUCAUCUCCCAGGCUGGAAUACUGUCAGGUGUAAUUGUCUACAGAUGAGAGACAUCUAUGCAGCACAAAGCAGACAAAAAGUAAAUGACAUGAGGGCACUUGAUCAGUUUUCUUCAUAUUUGAUAUUCAGGACUUCAUCUGUCUAGCAGACAACCAGAAUGCAAAUGCUUUCACAGUAGAUAACGACAAAGUUCCACCAAAGUUUGUGGUGGCAAAAUGAGCUGAGAUAUCAGGGCAGACAAAUCCUGAGCCACACACAGGCUGGUGGCUUAUUUGCUAAGCUCUGCUCCCCUCUGUCCAACAGUCCCAAACUUUCCUCUUAAUAGAUUAAACUUUACUGCAGAAUUGCUACCCAUGCCUAUAUUCCAAUGUGCCAUAGGUGUGUUACAGUGCUGACUUAGGGCUUUUGAUGCUUUAUUCAGCUUAUUCCUCAAAUGUGCUGUGGGAAAAUAGCUCCGCUGCAAUAUUCAUACUGGAAGGUGCCCUAUCCAGGCUUCAAAACACUAUAAAAUGUCCCAUGGCCAUUCAUGAUGCUCAGGAUUCAGCACCUUCAUCAGGAUCAGUGAAGCACUGUGCUAAAAUGGUUUGAAUCUCAGCUACAGCCAGUCACCAGUGCCACUGAGUCAGUCAGAUAAUGAGAUCCUGCUCCAUUUUUAUUUGCUCUUUAUCAUUUAAUCUUUAUGCUGCAUAUUCCCCUGCCUUUACUGACCAGAGAUACUCUGCAAAAUCUCAUCUAGGCAAAUAGACAAAGGACACACUGAGUGGUCUAAUGAGCCCCCACCCUUAUGAAGGAAGGAAGAGCUGGCAGCAAUGCAUCCUCCCAUUCUGUCCUCCUCGAGGCUGCUGCAAGCUCUGGAGUUUUCAGGGUCAUCUUCCUCAUUUCCUUCAUCAUUGACCUCUGGGCAUCUCUGAGCAUAUCGCUUCUAAAUCCAGAUCAGGCACAGCAAGCAAGGCUCGCUUCUGACAGCAUGACUUAAAGCAGGCAGAAUUUGUUCCAGCUCAUCAGACUUCUGAGUGCAUCAGCUUGAGCUUUGUUGAUAAAAAGUGAACAGAAGGAUUACUCAGUAAAAAUCCAGGGAGUGAAUUGGAUCUCAGGGGCGUGAAAAUACUUGUUCUAUGAACUAUGCAUGUCUUUGAUAAGGAUGUUUAGUGAGUGGUGGCCUGUUGAGACAGCCUGCUAUAGGCCAUCAAGGUUGUGCUGAGUCAGUGUCAUCCUGAAUAACAAUGUUAACCAGAAAGGAGAAAAGAUCACUGUCGUUUGUCAUCGUUUGUGCUUUUUCUGAUCCCCUGAUAUGAAUAGCAUGACGUCAUUUCUAACAUUUCUGUUACACAACAAACGCCAAGGUUUGAAAGCACAUCUCUCUUCCCUAGAUUAACUGGGGUAGAGAGAUGUGGCGUUUAUUUAAUUUGACGAAUGCUUGUCUUUAUCAUUAAGUCAGUUCUUUAUUUUCAGCAGUCUCCUGUGUUCUGGUUCAAUUAAUACCCUGUAUGUCUAUCUGUCUCGCUCCAAUUUAUCAGAGGAAGAGGAGGUUCUUUGAUGUGUGUAUACCCGGCAUGAGAUUAAGAAACGAUGGUUCAAAUGUUGGUCCGAC
This is a messenger RNA of Gallus gallus (chicken), 9991 nucleotides long. RefSeq names its product hyaluronoglucosaminidase 6 (gene HYAL6). NCBI's taxonomy places the organism in Eukaryota, Metazoa, Chordata, Aves, Galliformes, Phasianidae. The transcript is spliced from 4 exons. The coding region runs from base 644 to 2080 and encodes 478 amino acids. The record is from RefSeq and is a predicted model, not a curated record. Gene Ontology annotation, biological process: carbohydrate metabolic process; hyaluronan catabolic process. Gene Ontology annotation, molecular function: hyalurononglucosaminidase activity.